Messenger RNA from Protopterus annectens (West African lungfish), 2497 nucleotides. RefSeq names its product proto-oncogene c-Rel-like. Gene Ontology annotation, biological process: inflammatory response; cellular response to stress; canonical NF-kappaB signal transduction. The transcript is spliced from 10 exons. The record is from RefSeq and is a predicted model, not a curated record. Lineage: Eukaryota; Metazoa; Chordata; Ceratodontiformes; Protopteridae. Gene Ontology annotation, cellular component: cytoplasm. The coding region runs from base 295 to 1965 and encodes 556 amino acids. Gene Ontology annotation, molecular function: RNA polymerase II cis-regulatory region sequence-specific DNA binding; DNA-binding transcription factor activity, RNA polymerase II-specific.
UCGGUAGCACAGUAAAACUGGUUUUCAGUAUUCGGAAAAACAUAACAACUACCUACUUCUAGGAUGUCAAGAUGACAAAAAAAAUGUAUGGGAGGGAAAUUGUUUGGGUCUCACACGCAACACUUGUCUGUCUGAAUGCGUCACUCGAACAGGAAAUUCCAAAACUUUAGAAACACAGAUUUCAGUUUAGCAUUAGCAUCGAUAGACAUAUUUUACGGAGACGCCUAUAUGCAUAUUUGAUACGAGUCGUAACUUAAUCAUAUAUUUGGAACUGGGUUCCAUUUACCUUUCAUUAUGAAUGCCAUAGCUGAGCCCUAUGUUCAAAUAAUUGAACAGCCUAAGCAACGAGGUAUGCGUUUUCGAUAUAAAUGUGAAACACCAUUUGCAGGCAGCAUUCCUGGUGAACACAGCACAGACACCAACAGAACAUAUCCUGCUAUCAAGGUAAUGAAUUUUUAUGGGAGAGUAAAGGUCAGAAUUACACUGGUAACAAAGGAUGAACUCCGUAAACCACAUCCCCAUAAUCUGGUCGGGAGGGACUGCAAAGAUGGCUACUAUGAGAUAGAGUUUGGACCCGAUGACAAAAUUUUAUCGUUUCAAAACAUUGGUAUACAGUGUGUGAAAAGAAAUGAAGUCCGGGAUGCUAUUUUGCUUCGAAUGACCCAAAACAUCAACCCCUUUAAUGUUCCUCAAGAAGCACUGUUGCGUGUGGAAGACUAUGAUCUAAAUGUAGUGCGACUGUGUUUCCAGGUGUUUCUUCCCGAUAGUCAUGGCUGUUUUACCAUUGAGCUUCCUCCAGUUGUCUCAAACCCUAUUUAUGACAACAGGGCACCCAAUACAGCAGAGCUGAGGAUUUGUCGUGUGGAUAAAAACUGCGGAAGUGUUCAAGGUGGUGAUGAAAUCUUCUUGCUGUGCGACAAGGUCCAAAAAGAUGAUAUUGAAGUUCGCUUCUUCAAAGACUCUUGGGAAGCUAAAGGCACCUUUUCUCAUGCUGAUGUCCAUCGGCAAGUUGCCAUAGUUUUCAGAACCCCAGCAUACUUCAAGACAAACAUCACAGUGCCAGAAACUGUACAAAUGCAGCUUCGGCGACCAUCGGACCAGGAGGUUAGCGAUCCAAUGGAUUUCAAAUACCUACCAAUUGAAAAAGACCCUUAUAGUCUACAAGAAAAAAGAAAACGGACAGCAGCAGUUUUUCAAAAGCUUGUACAAGACUGGAGGCAACCAGAACAAUCUAAAGUGGUGAAAUAUGAACCCAGCCAUAGAAGCACAAGUAAGAAAGAGCCUUUUAAUCUGUAUACAGCACUGACACCAAAGCAGCAACCUUCUUCUGUGUCUCUGAGUCAGAUUCAGAGCUGUUACUCUGUGUUGGAUUCACCUUUAAAUGCAGUGAUACUUCAGCCUCCAAGUGUUCAACCUAUGGUGCUAACAGACUUACAGUGGUCUACUGGGGUUGCACCCUUAGUUUUCAAUUCAACUUCCAGUAUCUGUUCACCACAGUUACCACAUUGCGGCACACUAGCUAACACUCCUCUACCAUUGGUAGGUAAUUUUGAUGCUGAGAAGUGUAUAUCUCUACACACUGGUUUACCACAAACUUUAUGUGGUGUUGACAGCAACAUGAGAAUCUCAGGAAUCCAGAACAGCACACAGGCCAGCAUUUUCAGUGUCCCCAACAUCUCUUCAAUAGGAUAUGAAAACAGCACUUCAGUGGAUCUAAACCCCUCAAAUGGUGACAUCCUGGAGCAGGUUUUAAACUUUGAAGACGCAGAUGCUUUCAUCAGUAAAAGUAUGCCACCAAACAGCAGUACUGAAAGUGGCGUGCACAGUGUACCAAAUCAUACAUUCUUUGCUACUUCAGUUCAAGGGGAAGAUCGUUUUUCUCCUGUUGCACUUGAGUCAAGCAGUUGCUUAAGUACUGACUUGGAUGACCUGCUAAGGUGUUUAAAUGACUCUAUAGCUGAAUAAAAUUACAAUUCAUCUCAUCAUAUCAUCAUAUUACUGUAGUUCAUUUAAAAAAGUAUAUAUAUAUAUAUAUAUAUAUAUAUGUAUGCUGCUAAAGAUAAAAUAAGUAAUGUUUCCAAAUAUAUUUAAACAGAAAUUUUCUGAAAGUGAUUUUGACUGAUAAACUCUGAUGUUAUUGCGCUUUUUACUUCUGUGAAGGCCAUCAGUUUCAGCAAACUGUGAAUUUAAAAUGCAGCAAAUAAUGAGCUGACAUGCAGAAGAAACAACUGCCGGAUCGCCAUGAUACUGACAGGUCUGCUUUUGGUGGUGCAUACCUUUAGAUUAGUAACCAUCCUUGACUGAAUGUCCUGGAUUGCAUGAACCUUUGAUAAUGGGGUGUCCUACAGGUUCAUCACACAUGGAUGGAAUGAGACUGACAGGAUGUAUUAUGUUACUCGUUCACUCAUAAAAAUGAAGACUGUACUUUUAGUUUUGCAAUUAAUAUACUUUCUACAUGCACUCCUUUAAAAAAAUAGAUAAAAACAGAGAGACCUUA